AUGCGAAAGUUGGAAUGGGACGACAUGGGAGUGAAGGUUGACGGUCGGCAGCUACACCAUUUGCGCUUUGCUGAUGACAUCGUACUGGUAACACCUAGCAUCAGCCAAGCGGAACGAAUGCUGACCGAAUUCGACGAAACAUGUGGAUGCAUCGGUCUUCAGCUGAAUCUACAAAAGACGAUGUUCAUGCGGAACGGAUGGGUCUCGGCUCCAUUCACGCUCAACGGAACGAACAUAUCCGAAUGCACCAGCUACGUUUAUCUGGGUCGGGAACUGAACAUGAUGAACGACCUGACCCCGAGCUGGGCGGAGGAGUCGAGCGGCUUGGGGAGCGUACAAGAGCAUCGAGGAUGUAGUGAAGAAGACCGAACACCCGGCUCCGUGCUCACCCCUUCACCACCCCCCUACUUCCUCCUUUCUCUUUUCUUUACCAAAGCAAUUUUUUAA
Necator americanus (New World hookworm) is the source of this 447-nucleotide messenger RNA. RefSeq lists its product as uncharacterized. The coding region runs from base 1 to 447 and encodes 148 amino acids. The record is from RefSeq and is a predicted model, not a curated record. The transcript has a single exon. NCBI's taxonomy places the organism in Eukaryota, Metazoa, Nematoda, Chromadorea, Rhabditida, Ancylostomatidae.